UGCCAAGAUAGACAUUAUACUUUUUUCAUGUCUUCUACAACCAUUUCUCUUUUCGCCUACUACAUACCACCCCUCUCACAACCACACAUCUCAUCCAACAAACACCUAACAACAAAAACACUAGUUUCAAGAUUCACCUCAUGGAGAUUCCUCUUAAACAUGACAAGAAGAACAACAUCAAAUCAUUUCCGGCGGCUAUAAAUGUCGGCUCCGGUGGCCUUGGAAUAGUAAGUGUUGUGUUGUUAGGUGGAGCUUUGGUCACUGCAACCAUUGUGUCAGCUUUUGCAUUCAGGUCAAGAAGUCAACGGAGAUCAUCAUCGGAUCAUACGAACAAGAAUAUGUCUCAGUCAACGGACACACAGUCUGUUGGUGCUCCAAAGAAGUUGGAAUUAGUUAUGAAGACUGAUACAGAGUUUUCUAUGAGUGAAGAGGUAACUAGCAUGAAGGAGAUCCAGACUGAAAAUAGUCAAAGUUUGACUCAGGACAAAAAGCAUGAUGAACAAGUACAUUCUGGAGAUAUUAAUGAAGACAUAACCGAUUCAGUAGUAGCCGAAAAUCAAGAAAACACAUCGGUUCGAGUUGAUUCUGCUUUUGAAAGUGAAGAACAAGUGGUUAUGGCAGUUCAGAUUGAAAAAGAUUCAUGUUUAGAGAGAUGUGAUGAUGGUAGUGAAGAGAAGAAACACUUGAUGCCGACUGAUAACGAAAACGAUGAACAUGUUGAUGCAAAUUCAUUAGUUUCUGAUGAAGGUGUCGUGUCGAUAGAAGAAUAUGAAGCAGUUGAUGUACCUCUUAAAGAUAGUGUUGCAGAAGCAUCAAAAAAUAAUGAUGAAAUUGAAGACGAUGAAGAUCAUCAAGAAGUAGAAGACAAGCUUCAUGAUGAAAUUACUAUGGAGAAUUGUGAAGGGGACUUGAGUGAUGAAACAGAUCAGAUUGCCCAUGAAGUAGUAACAGAAGAAGAAACGAUUGAUGCAGCGCGUUUGGUUGAGAAUGAAGUACAAAACCGCCCACGAGUGCAGUUACUUGAUGGCCAAGAUGAGGUCGUUUUGGAGAAUUGUGAGGGAGACCUGAGUAACAAAAAAGGUCCUGCAGAUCAGAAACAAGUGAUGGCUGAUCAUGAAGUUGCACCAGAUGCCCAAGAAAUGCAAGUGAAUCAAAAUUGUGAAACAUUUGUGGUUGCAUGUGUCAUGAACCGACUCAAGGAGGCGGUUGAUGAUCAAACAGCGGCUAAGGAAGAUGCCCCACCAAGCCAGUUGAUUAGUAAAGAAGAGAAAGGCAAAGAAACAGCGCAAAGAGUCGAAGAACUGGUGACUGUAGACGGUGAAUCAGCCAACGUAGAGAUGAUUACAGAACAUGAAUUGGUCAAGGAAGAUGAAAUCCCACAUGUUGAAUCUGUUAAAGAAGAUGAAGGUAGUGAGGAAGAUGUCAUGGUAAAAGCUGAGCUAAGUUCUGGUGUCAGUUCCUCCUCUAUGCAGGAGGAACCGACACCAGAAGCAAAGAUCAGUAACCACAAGAUCGAAGAAACAUUUGUGCAAGCCAAAGUAGAGAUGACUAUAGACCAAGAAUUGGUCAAGAAAGAUGAAAUCCCACAUGUUGAAUCUGUUAAAGAAGAUGAAGACAAUGAGGAACUUGUUACAAUAAAAGCUGAGCUAAGUUCUGGUGUCAGUUCCCCCUUUGUGCGGGAGGAACCGACACCAGAAACAAAGAUCAGUGACUACAUGAUUGAAGAAAACAUGGAUGAAAACCAAACAAUUUUGGACAAAAAUCAUAAUAAUAGUGAAGAAGAUGCCAUAGAAAAAGUUGAGCUAAGUUCGGGUGUCAGUUCCCCCUCUGUGCAAGAGGAACUGACGCCAGAAGCAAAGCUCACUAACCACAAGAUGGAAGAAAACAUGGAGGAAAACCAGACAAUUUUGGGCAACAAGCAUGAUGACAGUGAGGAGGAUGUUACAGAAAAAGCUGACCUAAGUUCUGGUGUCGGUUCCUCCACUAUGCAGGAACCGACACCAGAAACAAAGAUUGGUAACCACAAGAUUGAAGAAAACACGGAUGAAAACCAGACAUUUUUAGGCAAAAAGCAUAAUGACAGCAACGUUAACGGAGUAAUAAAAGAUCAGGCAUUCGCAAGUGAGCCAUGGAAUCUUAAACUGAUGGUAUGGUCUGCAUUGGUAUUAGUAUGGUGCCUUUUCCAUUGGUAUUCUGAGCUGCCUUUCCUGGAACUUAGUCUUGUUGGUAGUUUGUUGUUCAUUUUGAUCUUAUUAGCCUACCACAAUCGCGCAACACGCUUGGUUAAAUAUGAGUAGAAAUACAGUACCAUAAGCUACAACAUCUAGUUCUUGUCUUAACCUUAAAAGUGGCAUUCUAGGACGAUUCAUGUCCACAUGUACUAUGAUUGUCAUCCAUAAUAAGUGGUCUAAAAAUAAAACAUCAUCUAUGAGUAGCCAUUUUGAAUUC
Helianthus annuus (common sunflower) is the source of this 2448-nucleotide messenger RNA. RefSeq names its product FK506-binding protein 5. The record is from RefSeq and is a predicted model, not a curated record. The transcript has 3 exons. Bases 141 to 2297 code for a protein of 718 amino acids. Lineage: Eukaryota; Viridiplantae; Streptophyta; Magnoliopsida; Asterales; Asteraceae.